GAUAUCAUUUUGAAGGUUGGAGCUGCUUAUAGAACCUCGGAUCACUACAAACUUGGUACUUGGCGAGUCAUAAGAAAAACGGAAUUCUGAUUGUACUACGGGCAUCCAGCGUGUGACAAUGUGGUUAAUUCCAGGUACAAGAUGCACAAUUUGCCGAGCUGACCAGGGGAGCUGUGUGGUGAUGCGCUGUCCCUGAGCACCGGAAGGUGCAGAUUAGCUGCCUUGACGCUGAUGGACGAUGAAAUUCAGGACGAUCACCAGCCAGUGGAAGGUAGAAAGCGAAAUGUGGUGAAUUGUGAACUCGGUUCCUCUCAGCGUCCCUGAAACCUGCAACAUCUCCCAGUCAUGUGGAGUUGGGUGUUCAUUUCUCUCAUAGCACUGACGGAAGGUGGUGUUGGUGCUCAGUGUUCGGUGCUGCUGCCAGAAAGGGUGGUGACAGUAACUGGUUCCUGUGCAGUGAUCCGCUGCACUAUUGACCCUCUGCUCAGUAACAUCUCCCCGGCAGCAGUGUGGAUAAAGACGGCUUCUGGACCUGAAAACCCCGCCGCCUCAAUCAUUUAUGAUUCGGAAAGUCAGCUCAGGCAGCAGGUUGGUUAUCGCGGGAGAGCGGUGCUCACUGGCAACAUUGGAGAGGGACAGUGCUCCCUUUUACUAAGGGACAUCAGACAGAGUGACGCGGGCACCUAUCAAUUCAUAGUGACAUUCUCCUCGGGAGGGGACCCUUCAGAUCAACACAGUGAACAUUCGUCCGUCAAUCUCUCUGUUUUCGACAAACCACAGAUUUCAGGGUUUGGGACAAUGAUCGCUGGGCACACGACUCGACUCACCUGUUCAGUCAGUCACAACUGCCCUGAUGGCAACCUGCAAGUGAAAUGGGCAUUUUACAACAUGUCCCUCCCACUUCCCUGGGACACCAGAGAUGGAGCCGAAAUCCUGGAUGAAAGUUCAGGUUGUUGGACAGUUUCAUCUGUGCUGACAUUGACCCCAUCGCCUGCUCAUCACCGAGCUAUGCUAGCGUGCAGUGUUCUCAUUGAUGGCUCCAAAAGUUCUGAUCCAAAAACUCUUACCUUGGAGGUUAAAUACAGGCCCACAAUACUCACAGGGCCGACCUGCACCAGAUCUGGGAAUGGGACAGAUUGUACCUGCAGCUCGGAAGCCAAUCCAACAGCCAACAUGACAUGGGCCAUCAAUGGGAGAAUCAUCACUGGGAACAGGUCAGAUGGAGAAGUCAUCGCCUGGCCGGUGAAUAGAUACCACGUACAGAGCUCCCUGCGGCUGGGACACUCAAUUACAACUGGAAUGGUCAUCUCGUGUGCUGCAGCGAAUGGGCACGGUGAUAGUGUCAGCACCUACCAACUGCACUCUGACGGAAUACAUUCCCGGACAAUUCUCUUCAUUAUUGGGGGUGGAGCCUCUGGGCUUGUUGUUUUAAUUGCAGUCCUGGUCGCUGUGAAGAUACGAGGGAUGAAACGGGAAGAAGCUGCUGGUCUGUCUGAAAGGCUGGAAGAUCGGAUGAUUUGCAGGACUCUCCAGGACACAGUAAACCCUGAGAGAAAUGUUCACAGUCACGGUGGGGAAUUGAUGAACCCCAUGCAGGAUGAAGAGAUUGUGUACACAGCCAUCAAAUUCGCCAAUGUGAAUGGGAGAUGCAGCCUGAGAGUGAACAUCAAUUAAAACAGAACUGCAAAUGAGCAGGAGAUCUACCCUCAGCUUGGAUGGUGAUGGAAGUGAGCAGACUUUAACCCAGCUGAUGUUAUGGAGUUAGACAAACAUCAUCGCUUUGCAAUAAAGACUGUGAGAAUAGAGAUUUUCCUGAAGGUGGAUGCAAUGUUUUCAUUUACAGCCACAAUCUCAUGUUUAGUUACAGUAGGAUAGUAACUUUUUAAAAUAUUCUUUUAGUGAUCAUGUUUUCCUCUGUAUUGUGAAUCUACUUUGCAAAUCAUUUUAAACAUCUCCUCUUGUCAUUAAGCUGCUGAAAUGUAUUGGCCCUCACUGCGCACACUCACAACCGAGGACACGGCUAUAAAAUAAACCCCAGAAAACAGCAGAAAA
Messenger RNA from Carcharodon carcharias (great white shark), 2052 nucleotides. Its product is annotated as sialic acid-binding Ig-like lectin 8. NCBI's taxonomy places the organism in Eukaryota, Metazoa, Chordata, Chondrichthyes, Lamniformes, Lamnidae. Bases 346 to 1674 code for a protein of 442 amino acids. The record is from RefSeq and is a predicted model, not a curated record. The transcript has 9 exons.